AUGUGCUAAUGUAACACUCAUAUCUGAGAUAGUGAAAGGACCUCCACCAGACUUGCAGCAAUUAUCAAGAAAGAUCCAAACUAUUAUGGAAGAACUCGAGAAACUUCAGAAUUAUUGGGAUACCAGCAUGCAGUUUUUGCAGGCUUCAUACGACUAAAAAUUACAAGAAAUACGUCAAACACGCCAGAAAAUGAAUGUUAUUUUAGACAAUAUUGAACAAAGAACUAUGAAAUAGCUAGCUGAUAAGAUGAUCAGUCUAAAAUCUUCUCUCAAGACUGAUGCGGACAAUUGCAGCAAGCUUAAAAGUGACCUAAAACAACUCAGUGGCGCAAUUCAUGAAAUUGUUGACAAAGGCAAAGCAGAACUCAGAUUUAUUUUGCAAGUAAGAAAUGUCUGGAAAAGGUUAAGCAAUCUGAAACUUAUAUGAAGGAAAACUCUGUUCAGGUAGAAAGUUCACUGAAUUUCCAGGCUGACAGUGACGUUCUACAGUACUUGUCUGGUUUAGGGAGGAUUGUGCUCAAUACCAAAGCAUUGUCGGUGCUAGACCAGGUUUUCAUUUUGCAAGGAAAGUCUGAGUAUAAUGUGAGAAUAACAAGUGAUUCAGAGAAAACCUGCCAUAUCACUGCCAUUUGUGUUCUCUGUGAUGAUCAGACACUUGUUGCAGAUACUUAUAAUAGACGGAUUAAGCCACUCAAUCAUAAAUACUAGGUGGAGGAUCAUUGUGACUAAAUUGGUUAUCCAUGGGACAUUUGUCAAAUCACACCAAGUGAAGUAGCUGUUACUCUGGCUCAUGAUCUUCCUGACACACAUGAGGUCCAGUUUGUCUGUGUCAAUGGUGGGCAGCUUGUUAAGGGCAGCAAGUUACAGUUCCAACAUGCGUGCCAUGGUAUUGCUCAUAAUCUGCAAGACCAGGGGUCCGUCUUAUCAAAGAUCGUACGACAUUGUUAACUUACGAUUGAAUUUUGUAAUUUAAAAAUAUAAGUGAUUAUGAUCUGUGUGUUUCAAAUAUAGAGGAUAUUUGACAGCUACUUUGGAAAUGAAUGGAAAUAUUCAACAAAAGUAGUUAUAAAUGUGACGGUUACAUAUUUAUGGCGCUUCGAAAAUUGCAUCGUAAGGUGAGAAUGUCGUACGAUGUUUGAUAAAACGGGCCCCUGUAUCUCACCUCUUGCACUGCACUUUACAAGUAUUCAAUGAGUGGAGACCUGUUGAAUAAGUUGUAUGAAGAUCAACGAGGUUUUGACACAGUUUUUAAGUGUGCAGUGAGUUCUUCAGGUGACAAGAUAUUUGUCCUCAACCGUUUCCAACACAAGGUCCUCACAUUGGCCAGAGAUGGCACAGUUCUUCACACCUUCACAGAUCCAGACCUAGAAUUUCCAUGGGGUGUACAUGUCACUGCUCUGGGACAGGUGCUGAUCUGUGGAAGUGCGUCCCUAACUAUUCUACAGCUUGAUAGUGAAGGCAAGAAGAAGCUGGAAACACUUGUUACUGAAAGGGAUGAAAUUCAUCAACCAUGUUCAGUCUACUACAAUAGGAUCACAUCAUCCAUCAUUGUGGGACAAUGGUAUCGCAACAACAUCCAUGUGUUUCAAGUAAAAUAGUUUUGUUUGACAAGUUUCAGUACUAACAUUUUGGUACAUGUACUUUGAACAAAAUCUUGGCCACACCAAAUUUGUUUUUAGUGUUACGUUUCAUCACAUAAUUCACACGGAUGAUUUAUUGUCUUGCUUACUAAGGUCACACCACCAAAAUUGAAGAUUUGUUCUACGGAUUUUAGCCUGCCACAAAUGGAGCGAGCGAGCGAAAUACAAAUAAAUUAAUUUUUAUUCUAUUGUUUUUUAAAUCACAUGCGAACGAAAAGCAAACCUUUAAAAAAAUACAUAUAUUGUUGAUAUAUUUUGCCAAAUAAAUGCACGAUAUCUGCAAAAUACCA
Messenger RNA from Dreissena polymorpha, 1930 nucleotides. RefSeq lists its product as uncharacterized. The record is from RefSeq and is a predicted model, not a curated record. Bases 1191 to 1598 code for a protein of 135 amino acids. The transcript is spliced from 2 exons. Lineage: Eukaryota; Metazoa; Mollusca; Bivalvia; Myida; Dreissenidae.